AUGACGCCAAAUGUGUACUGUGCCACUUUGGUAGUGGUGAUUGUUCUUACUGGAGAGGUAUUUGCCCAAAUGCAGAUUUGUACUUUUACACCAAGGAUGGAUGGAACGUAUGCAAAUAUGACAUUUAAUGGUAUAGCAAAGGUAAACAAAGAAGCUGUUACUGGAACACAGCCUAAUUUUACAGUAAAUCCAAAUACAAUUAAUUACAUGGGAAUGCAGGUUGAUGGAUCAGGUCCGGCGAUACAAGUGGAAUUUAAUGUUGAGGUAAAGAUAAUCAUUUGGGAUGUUGGAAUACCAGCUGGAUCAGUGCGUAUUGAUCGGUCCUAUGUUGGAUACAACAGUUCAAGUAUCAGUUCCAGCAGCUCAGUUUCAAUUUACUUUAUGGCAUCGCCAUCCGGUGAUGGUGGUGUCCAUUUGCCUGAAGGAAACACUGGAGUUUUUGCUUCUGUUUACUUCACUUAUCAAGGAACAGUGUAUGGUGCAGUUAUUCCCUCCAUCUGUCUGAAACGAGUUACUGUUCUAUUUGGCAGUAUUUUUUAUGAGCAAGGCUUUACAGCUCUGACCUUUUUUGUCAUGUUGAUCGUUGGCAUUUUGUUGGCACUUCUAGGAGUGUGGUUGUUUCUACGAAUCCAGCAAGGCAGAGCAAUAUUUCCCAUUACACUGAAA
This is a messenger RNA of Candidula unifasciata, 666 nucleotides long. NCBI's taxonomy places the organism in Eukaryota, Metazoa, Mollusca, Gastropoda, Stylommatophora, Geomitridae. The record is from the annotation of a GenBank genome assembly.